AUGGGCAGUGAUAGUGAGACGAAUAGUAGCAUUGAAAUCAAGGUAGUUGACCCUUGUGCCAGCUCAGAAUCGGAUUCAAAUGCUGCAAUUGAUAUGCAAUCUGAUGCAUAUCCCAGUCCAAUGAAUGUUUUGACAAAUGCAAGUGUUAAUCAAGGCAAUAAAUCUUCACUCGGAAUACCUGAAAAAAAACAAUCAUUUGAGAUCCCUUUGGUAAAUAUAAGUUCUAAUGAUAGUAGUAUAUGGGAAAAAGAUCUUGCUGUUGAUCCCUCAGUCAAAGAUAAACAAAUGGAUAAUUUAGAAAGUGAAAAUGAGGAGUUGGACAAUAGACAAAAUGUUCAAAACAUUCCAUUGGACAAUCAAAUUGAAUAUGCAUGUGAUGAGGAUGAGGUUAUUACAGUAGUUCAAAUUGUUGAAGAUGAUAAUCAAGAGCUUUAUUAUAAUAUUAAAAUAGACAGUCCAGAAAAUGAUUCUCAUAUGCAACAGAGUAAUUGUAAAGAAUUGGAAAACAAAACUUUUGAUUCGGAUUUCCAGACACAUUUUGCCAAUCUGAAUCUAGCAUCACAGUCUCAGGUGCCGAUGGAUUGUUUGAGUGUGAAUUAUUCACUAACCCCUCACUGUAAUACACCUGAUAUGUUUUCAAAGGACAACUCUAAUGACCUGGCAAGGCCAGAUCCCAGCUUAACUCCAAGUUCUACUUUAUCUGAUGAUAGCAACUGUUCACGUGUCACUGAACAUACCCAAAAUAACUCAGCAGAUUCUCAGAUUCACCAGAACUCAGAUUCAGCAGAAUCCUCUCCAACAGGAGUUAGAAGAUCUAAUCGUAUUAAGACGAUAAGCAAUCUAAAACAGAAGACAAAAGGAUAUGGUUUAGUUAAGACACCAUUAAAGAAAGCUUUAAUUACUCAAACAAAAUUAAAACUUGAAGAGUUAGGAUCAGACAGCCAAGACAAGCUUGGCGAAAUAACAUCCAAUACAGCAUCAAGUUCGUCACAUUUCCCAAUUCCUUCAGAGAUGCCUGUCAAAGUAAAAUCCAGGUGGCGGAGAUCAAGUGAGUUGGAAAUGGGUGCUAAUUCCCCAGCCAUUUCACCUCUGGCUAGUCCAGGCCUACCGCAGCGUUUACCACCCCAAGUAGAGGAACAAAAUCCUACUGAUGAAGAAAAUUCUGUAAUAGAGCUAACUAAAGAGGCUUAUGAUAAAAUAAUAGCAGAAAGAAUGGACCAGUACCAACAUUUAGAUGAGAAUGAUUAUUUGUGUGAUCGCAUGAUUAGUAGAGACACAAAAAAGAUGAUAUGUGAUUGUUUUAUGACCAAAGAAGAGUUAGAUCGUGGAGAACUAGCAUGUGGAGAGGAUUGUCUGAACAGGUUACUUAUGAUUGAAUGUAACUCGCGUUGUCCUGUUGGUGAACGUUGCACAAAUAGAAGAUUCCAGAACAGGGAAAAUGCAGCACUGAAAGUUUUCUAUGCUGAUAAAAAAGGUUGUGGGGUUGAAGCCAGUGUUGAUAUUCCAGCUGGAGAAUUUCUCAUGGAGUAUGUUGGAGAAGUCCUUGACUAUGAACAAUUUUAUAAACGUGCUCAAACUUAUUCUGAUGACAACAACCUCCACCACUACUUUAUGUCGUUAAAGGGCGAUACAGUAAUUGAUGCAACAAUGAAAGGCAACAUAUCACGGUUCAUAAAUCAUUCAUGUGAACCCAAUGCAGAAACGCAGAAAUGGACGGUCAAUGGAGAACUCAGAAUAGGAUUUUUCAGCAAAAGAGACAUUCCAUCUGGUGAAGAGAUCACCUUCGAUUAUCAAUUCAGACGUUUUGGCAAGGUGGCGCAGCGGUGCUACUGCGGCGCGGAGAACUGUCGCGGAUGGAUAGGGGCCGAGCCCGACUCCGAUGACGAAGAUGAAGAGGAGGAUGAAGAUGUCACUACAUCUAAAUCUGGGACAACCGAAUCUUCUGAAGAGUCUCGUUCAACGGAUAUGCUUUCAGAGCGUCCUCAGCCGCGAGUGCGCAAGACCAAGGGAGAAAGGAAAUACAAAUCUAAGGCUCCAGAUUUGGUGCAGGAUGCUGAUAUCGAAGAGGACCUCGAGGCGCUGAGCCGCACGGGCGUGAAGAACCAGAGCCACACGCUGCGCCUGUCGCGGACGGUGGUGCGCGCGAAGACCCGCCGCGCCCAGGCGGCGCUGCUGCGGCUGCUGCGCGACGCCGACCUGCCGUGCCGCCGGCUGUUCCUCGACUACCGCGGGCUGCGGCUGCUGGCGCCCUGGUGCGCCGACGCCAACACCGAGUUCAGACUUGAAAUGCUCCUGACCGUGGACCGUUUACCAAUCACGAACAAAACGAUGGUGCAAGAGAGCCGCUUCUUCACAAUCGUCGAGAGAUGGCGAAAUGCCGUCGACCCUCCAGCUGAACCUGUGUUCAUUGAUGAGGCCACUGGGUUACCAGUAGAACUGCCUAAUACGACAAGUCAAGAUAAUGUUGCAGCAGCAGAGAAGAACAGAGAAAAUGCAGCAAUGCUGGAGAAGGUUAGAGACCUCUCGAGUCAGCUGUUGGAAAGAUGGUCCAGUUUGAAGGAGGUGUUUAAAAUCCCCAAGAAAGAGAGAAUACAACAAAUGAAGGAGCACGAGCGACAAGCGAACGUGGAAAGGCGAGCGGCUGACUCCAGUGGCUCGCGCGACCGCGAGCGUGAACGCGAACGCAGGGACGAGCGAGAAAGACGGGAUGAUAGGGAACACCGCGAGAGGGAGCGGGAGAGAGAGAGAGAGCGCGAACGCGAACGCGAGCGCGAGAAAGAAAGGGACAGAGAGAGGGAACGGGACCGCGAUCGGGAAAGGGACAGAUAUAGAGAUCGGGAACGCGACCGUGAUAGGGAGAGAGACAGAGAUGAUAGAGACCGUAGAAAAAGAAGAGGGAGCCCCGAUGGGAGGAGAAGUAUUAGGUUAAGCGAACGCGUGCUGGCUGCGGUGCCCCCGAUGAGUAAAGAGGAACGUCGGCGUGCAUUCGCCGAGGCGGCCGCGGCUGCUGACGAGUCGCGAAGGCAGCGGGAACAGCCUACGUGGCCCUAUUGGCCACAGUCUGAGGGCUUCGCACAGAUGUUUCCACCUGGCAUGAUGGGUGGGCCGCCUAAUAUGUUGGGGCCUAUGAUGCCGGGUCUAGUUCCGGGCAUGCUACCUUCAGACGCACCCAGCGAGUGGCUGGGUCCCAAUGGGGAGUACCAAGGACCACCUGCCUUCUGUCCACCCUUCCCAGGAGCCCAGUUUUGUAUGCCACAGCCUAAUAUGAUGGGCUUCGGGAUGGGCGGGUUCAUGUUUGGGCAGCAACUGUCGUCAUACCCGCAGCCAAUUUCGGCCGGGGCCCUGCCUGCGUCAACGCAGGCCAUGCAGCCCACGCAGCCCACUACGCAAACGAUGCCCACUUUGCCCACGAUGCUCACACAGCCACCGCAUAGUGCGCCGCUCACACAGCCCACUGCGGACACCCCGAAUGAGGCGAGCGAGGAGGGCGAGCAGAAGGUGGUGGUGCUGCCCUCUAUGUGGCGCAGCGCGAAGGACCCCCGCGGCCGCACUUACUACUACCACGUGAAGCUCCGCCGACCCCAGUGGACCCCGCCGGCGCCGCCGCCCCUCUCGCCCGGUGAUGAGAGUUCGUCCGAGGACGAUAUGGAGCCAAUGAGCGCGCUCGACACUGCGGUGGUGAGGCGGCAGGUGAAAGGGAAACUAGUGGAGGGUGUCAACGGCAUAUAUGAAGUUAUUAAGACGGAUACGCAUAACGGCUUGAUACCUGACCACGCCCUGCUUUCUUUGAAGCCGAGAAAGCGUCGGCCUGGAUUGGUUUCCGAGAGGCCAAUUAGCCCACGGACAGAGGAAGAUAAACUAGCGGGCCGUAUGGAGGUGAAGCGGUACAAGCAGACUAAGGAGAAGCUGAGGCGGAGGCGGGAGCGUUUGCUGCAGCGGGUCAGACUCCUAGCAGCCGCCAGGCCGCGACGCCAUCCUCUCAAGAUCCCGGAGCUGGACGAGUUCGAAACGGACUCGGAGGCGGACUCUGAGGAGGCGGGCGAGAAGGCGGCCGCGGCCGCCGCGCCCUCGCCGCCGGACCUGGACGCCGAGGAGUCCGGCCCUGCGGCCGACUCGGAGGAGGCGGCGCGCAGGAUCAAGGAGCAGUUCCGCAGCGGGAUGGCGCGCGUCAUGGUGCAGCACCUCAACCCGUACCGGCACUCGGACGCGCCGGCGGGCCGGAUCACGUGCACGGCCGACUUCAAACACCUCGCGAGGAAGCUGACACACUUUGUGAUGCUGAAAGAGCUGAAGCAUUGCCGUUCUGUGGAAGAGCUUGUUGUCACAGACUCUGUCCGUACUAAAGCCAAGACUUUCGUGAAGAAGUACAUGGCCAAGUUCGGUCCGGUGUACAAACGGCCCCCCGAGGAGGCAGAC
Molecule: messenger RNA, 4416 nt
Organism: Iphiclides podalirius (scarce swallowtail)
Lineage: Eukaryota; Metazoa; Arthropoda; Insecta; Lepidoptera; Papilionidae
Source: the annotation of a GenBank genome assembly